GGACUCUCACUUCAAACCAACCAUCACCACCUAGCUUGCUCCACAGCUCCAGGACGGGCAACACCCAGCCAUCACUCAGCUCAAGACACAGUCAGCGACAGCGAGAACGCACACAGAGAUGACCUUCAGCGUCUCGGCGCCGACGCAGGAGUACAUGAUCCGGUUCAAUCGCAACUUCGAGGACCAGAGCUCCGCGAUCACCGAGCCACCGCUGCCGUUCGCUGGCAGGGUCUUCUCGCCAGAGCAGGAGCAGAGCGCCAUGGUCGCCGCGCUGCUGCACGUCAUCUCCGGGUACACCACGCCGGCGCCGGACUUCCUCUUCCCGGCGACCGAGGAGGUGUGCGCGGCGUGCGGGACGGACGGGUGCCUCGGCUGCGAGUUCUUCGGCGCCGCGGAGGCCACCGGGACAGCGCAAAUCGCAGCGGCAUUGGACGCGCCGAGAGCGGCGGCCGGCGGGCCGCAGAGGCGGCGGAGGAACAAGAAGAACAAGUACCGCGGCGUAAGGCAGCGGCCGUGGGGCAAGUGGGCGGCGGAGAUCCGCGACCCGCGCCGCGCCGUGCGGGUGUGGCUCGGGACCUUCGACACCGCCGAGGACGCCGCCAGGGCCUACGACCGCGCCGCCGUCGAGUUCCGCGGCCCGCGCGCCAAGCUUAACUUCUCCUUCCCCGAGCAGCAGCAGCAGCAGCAGCUAGGCGGCGGCAGCGGCAAUGCCGCGGCCAAGUCGGACACGUGCUCGCCGUCGCCUUCGCCCCGGAGCGCGGACGAGGAGGAAACAGGGGAUCAGCUCUGGGACGGCUUGGUGGACUUGAUGAAGCUGGACGAGAGCGAGCUCUGCCUGCUGCUCCCGGUCGACAGCACUUUGGAUAUAUUUCACACACAGGGGAAAAUACGAUCAGGUGUACCCCUCUACUAGUACUACUGUACUAGCAGAUAGACCGGUGUCAGCGUGCGUGUCUGUACGCCACUCCAAAUCCUGCUCACUGCGUGGUUAGCACACCUCCUCGCUUCGGUUGUAAUUAUGUACAAAUAUUAAAUAGGCACCCGAUCAAUGGAAAAGUUGUGUUGAGCCAUUCCUAAUCAGCCUGUAAACCAUCCAUAUGUGUACCAUUACAUUUCGAUGUCUAUUGGAAGGACGAAAUGAGUUGAAGCCA
Molecule: messenger RNA, 1151 nt
Organism: Hordeum vulgare subsp. vulgare (domesticated barley)
Lineage: Eukaryota; Viridiplantae; Streptophyta; Magnoliopsida; Poales; Poaceae
Product: ethylene-responsive transcription factor ERF109-like
Exons: 1
Coding region: 119-913 (264 amino acids)
Biological process (GO): regulation of DNA-templated transcription; ethylene-activated signaling pathway
Molecular function (GO): DNA binding; DNA-binding transcription factor activity
Source: RefSeq, a predicted model, not a curated record